Molecule: messenger RNA, 1392 nt
Organism: Eremomyces bilateralis CBS 781.70
Lineage: Eukaryota; Fungi; Ascomycota; Dothideomycetes; Eremomycetales; Eremomycetaceae
Product: putative MFS transporter
Exons: 5
Coding region: 1-1392 (463 amino acids)
Biological process (GO): transmembrane transport
Cellular component (GO): membrane
Molecular function (GO): transmembrane transporter activity
Source: RefSeq, a predicted model, not a curated record
AUGGACCCUGUCCAGGAGCGCCGCCUGGUGUGGAAGUUCGAUCUCAGGAUUUUACCCGUCCUUGCAGUGAUGUAUCUAUUCAACAGUUUGGACAAAUCGAAUCUGGGGAACGCAAAGACCGCAGGACUGGAGAAAACCCUUCACCUGAAAGAUGGACAAUAUAAUCUCAUCCUGAGCAUAUUUUUCAUCCCCUAUGUCCUGACGGCACCGGUGCUCGGUAUCAUGGGAAAGAAGUACGGCCCGCACCGUGUUUUGCCGAUCAUGAUGUUCUGUUUCGGGACCAUCACCCUCCUUGUUGCAGCGGUUCAAAACUUCGGGGGCUUGAUGGCCCUUCGAUGGUUUCUCGGCAUGGCGGAAAGCGCAUUCUUUCCACUGGUGAUUUACUAUCUAACCACGUUCUACCGACGAGGCGAAUUAGCUCGCCGCCUUGCGAUCUUCUACGCCGCUCAAAGCAUUGCGUCCGCGUUCGGGGGUCUUCUCGCAUUCGGCGUCUUCCAAAUCAAGGGAGGGGCCUUGACGCCAUGGCGAUACCUAUUCCUCCUGGAAGGGACCUGCACGGUUCUGUUCUCAUUUUUUGCGUACUGGUAUCUCCCGCAAUCAGGCGUGGACGCCACGUUCUUGUCAGCGUCCGAGAAGCAGCUGGCAUUCCACCGGAUGCAGAUCGAUUCGUCCAGUACGGUCAAUGAGAAGUUCAAGCUUAAGGAGAGCUUCGCGAUCUUCAAGCACUGGACCAGUUGGGCCAUCAUUGCCAUUCAGAUCUGUCUGGGGGUUCCGCUUCAAGGAGUUCAGCUCUUCUUGCCCCAGAUCAUUGCCCGGCUCAAGUAUGAUACUGUGAAGACCAACCUCUAUACCGUCGCACCAAAUGUUUCAGGGGCAGUCGUGCUUCUCAUUUUGGCGUUUAUGAGCGACGCUACACGGUGGCGAUGGCCUUUCAUCACCGCAGGCUUCCUUUUCACCUUUAUCGGCUUCAUGAUAUAUGUUGCCAUUGAUGCCGAGAACCAGCUUCAGGUCGCCUACUUCGCUACAUUUAUGAUGACGUGGGGGACAUCGGCUCCCUCCGUUCUUCUCGACGUGUGGUAUAACAACAACAUCGCGCACGAGGGAAAGCGCGUGAUCCUGACCUCCAUCAGCGUGCCCACCGCGAACCUGAUGGGCGUCGUGGCGUCCAACAUCUUCCGCAACCAGGACGCGCCCAAGUAUCUCCCCGCUUUGGCGACGACGGCGGCGUUCGGCGCAACCGGAGCGCUGUUAACGACGUUGCUGGGUCUCUGGAUGAUGUUCGACAAUAAGAGGAGGAAUCGUGCGGCAGGGAAGAUAAUCCGUGUCCGGGACAUUCCAACGGAGCGGCUCCGAGAUGGACCAGACAAUCCCGAAUUCAGGUGGUUCUACUGA